AAGAUGGCAGUGAACGUAUACUCGACGUCAGUCACCAGUGAUAACCUAAGUCGACAUGACAUGCUGGCCUGGAUCAAUGAGUCUCUGCAGUUGAAUCUGACAAAGAUUGAACAAUUGUGCUCAGGAGCUGCCUAUUGUCAGUUUAUGGACAUGCUAUUCCCGGGCUCUGUUGCCUUGAAGAAAGUGAAAUUCCAAGCUAAGCUAGAACAUGAAUAUAUCCAGAACUUCAAAAUACUACAAGCAGGUUUUAAGAGGAUGGGAGUUGACAAACUAUUAAAAAUGUCUAAUCCUCUCUCAGCCCCACAGAGACCUAUUUCAACACAGAGAACUACUGCGGCUCCUAAGGCUGGCCCAGGGGUGGUGCGAAAGAAUCCUGGUGUAGGCAAUGGCGAUGAUGAAGCAGCCGAAUUGAUGCAGCAGGUCAACGUGUUGAAACUUACUGUUGAAGACUUGGAGAAGGAGAGAGAUUUCUACUUUGGAAAGCUAAGGAACAUUGAAUUGAUUUGCCAGGAGAACGAGGGGGAGAACGACCCUGUAUUACAGAGGAUUGUAGACAUUCUCUAUGCCACAGACGAAGGCUUUGUGAUACCUGAUGAAGGGGGCCCACAGGAGGAACAAGAAGAGUAUUAACAGCCUGGACCAGCAAAGCAACAUCCGAAUUCUUCACUCCAAAUCAUGUGCUUAACUGUAAAAUACUCCCUUUUAUUAUUCUUAGAGGAUUCACUGGUUUCUUUUCAUAAGCAAAAAGUACCUCUUUUUAAAAGUGCACUUUGCAGAAGUUUCACUCCUUUUCCAAUAAGUUUGAGUUAGGAGCUUUUACCUUGUAGCAGAGCAGUAUUAACAUCUAGUUUGUUCACCUGGGGAUCAAAGAGGCUGACUAUGGGGCUCAUGAUGUGGAAUGCUGGUCACACUGAUUGCUGGAGAAUGUGUUUUUAUGUAAUACACUGAGGUGGUGACUUCAGUAAAGACUGAAUUGAGUUUUAACCUAAUGUGAAGUCUUGGCAGAGAACGUUUUAAUAAAUAAAUGCCUUAAGAGUAUUUAAAAUAUGCUUCCAUAUUUCAAAAUAUAAAAUGUAACAUGACAAGAGAUUUUAUGUGUCUGACAUUGUAUCUGCAAGGAAGGUCCAGACCUCAGAACAUUUGGAACCUGCUGUCACAGGCCUUGUGGGGUUGCUUGAAUCCCUGCAGGCCUAGGCUUUGUCCCAAAAGGAAAGUUUAAGCAAUUGCUCUGUAAAACCAUUUUGUGUCAUUGACCAGUUGCAUCCCUGCUAAAAGCAAACAGCUUGGUUGCCUGGAUGAAUAGAAGGUAAUUCAGCCCUGAAAUGUUUGAGGUGAAGAGUGUUUCAUUGAGUGUUUCUCUGAUGAUUUUUCCAUUUAUUCCUGAAAUUUCUGAUGAUUUUUCCAUUUAUUCCUGAAAUUUCUAUGUGUUGAGGAAAAUGAGGUGUGUCCAGUUUUUAAUCUAAUAACUACUAUUGGAGAAUUACCCACAUCCUUGGGAUUUGGAUGGGGGUUGUGUCCUGUUUUACUUAAGUUUACAUUUAACAUGUUUUUCUUCUCUGUCCCCCUGCCCCCUGGGGACUCCUCUUUGACUCCUUAAGUUUGCUGCUUAGCAUUGGAAGUACAGCAGGCAGAUGAUCAUGCUGCAAGCUCUUGCUGGAUCUCUAGCAAAGGGAGUGAUCAGUGAAGGCCAUCAUUAACUUGGGAUCUACAAGGCUGGGGUGUUUUCGGUAUCUGCUGUCCAUGGCUCUCCACUGUUACCCGAAUACUUUGCCAGUGCACUAAUCUCUUUGGAGAUAAAAUUCACUAGUAUGUUACUAAAUGUUAAUUUCUUUUGCAGAAAAUACAGUACCAUGUCUGAAUUAAUUAAUUAAUUAAUAUUUAAAAUAUUUCAUUCCUUAACUCUUCUUUAUUUGCUUUGCCCAUGGCCUAUUCAAUCCCUUGUUUGGCAGAAUUCUGCAAAAUGUAUGUUACCCACUACUGAGACUGUUCAGCCCCUGAUGUGUUUGUAUUGGUUUGUUUAUGGUGGUAGCUUGUCCUAAAAUGUGUGUAGAAAACAGGUAUUUUAUGAUAAAAUUGCUGUGUAGUGCAUGCUCUGUGUGGAAUUCAGAGGAAAACCCAGACUCAUUGAUUAACAAUGCCAAAAAAUGCAAGUAACUAGCCAUUGUUCAAAUGACAGUGGUGCUAUUUCUCUUUUGUGGCCUUUUAGACUUUUGUUGCCCUAAAAUUCCAUUUUGUCGGGAACCCAUUUUCCACCUGGUCUUUCUUGACAGGGUUUUUUUCUACUUUUAAACAGUUUCUAAAUAAAAUUCUGUAUUUCAAGAG
Ictidomys tridecemlineatus (thirteen-lined ground squirrel) is the source of this 2322-nucleotide messenger RNA. NCBI's taxonomy places the organism in Eukaryota, Metazoa, Chordata, Mammalia, Rodentia, Sciuridae. The record is from RefSeq and is a predicted model, not a curated record.